UCGGGUCUGUUCUGUGUUCAGCUGAUGUUAAUGGUGAUGGUUGGGAUGAUUUACUUGUUGGUGCUCCGUUUUAUACCAAAGUUGGCCCGGACGAAGGACGUGUGUGGAUUUUCAUUAGUCAAAAGAAAGAGCUUCAAGACAAAACUUAUUUCCAAAAUAUGCCUAUCAUGCUAUCCGGGUCCAAUACAGCCUUUUCCAGAUUCGGAUCUUCAAUAAGUAAUCUUGGUGAUGUGAAUGGUGAUGGUAUCGAUGAUAUUGCUGUGGGAGCAAAGGACGAAAACGGAGUUGGAGCUGUAUAUAUUUAUCACGGUUCUGCAGAUGGACAAAUAGUCGAAUACUCUCAACGUAUCACUGGUGAAAUGGUGUCUGAAAAUAUAACUGGAUUUGGAUCUCAUAUAUCUAAACCAUUAGACGUGGACGACAACGGUUAUCCAGAUAUUGCUAUUGGCUGUAUCAGUUCUGACAAGGCCGUUCUAUUGAGAACUCGACCAAUCAUUGACCUGGUUGCAGAUUUAAACUUUGACUCCGAACUGAUAAAUCUCAAUAGAACAAAUUGUCCGGCUAAAGAUGACGCUGAAAGCUGUAUAGUUCUUACAUUGUGUUUUAAUUAUUCUCAGAUAUCGGCCCCGGAACAGAUAGAGAUGGAUUUUAAUAUAAGUGUGGAUAUUUUAAAAAGAUCCAGUCUAAGAAGAGUUCAAAUACACACUGAAGAUGGUUGGUUUAAUCAGAUAUCAGAAAAAUUACUAGUCGAACGUGGUAAAAAUAACUGCAAAAGAUUUGACUUAAUAACUCGUAUGGAAGAACGACUACAAGAUCCCUUCACUGCCGUAAGAGUUGAAGCUCGGUUUAAAUUAAAUGAAUCUAGUUUUGAUCCUGGUGAUAUAAAACCAAUCAUCAACCAAACACGGCCCAAUGUUUUAACCAAAGAUACAAGAUUUCAACUUAGUUGUGGUGAGGAUAAUAUAUGCGAAGCAGAUUUGGGUAUCAAAGGAGAAUUUGCCUUUUCCGAAGGGGAACUAUUUAUAACUAUUAACCAAACAGAAAUUAUCAAUCUCGAUGUCCGUUUAGUAAAUUAUGGAGAAAAUUCUUUUGGAAGUAAAGUGAAUUUCUACUGGAACGAAAACUUGUCCUACAGAACAGUUAAGUCAUCUCCAAGAUGGCCGAUAGAAUGCACCGGUAAAUCUGAGAAAGAUCACAAUUACAAACUGACAUGCACAGUUUUUCCUCCAAUCAACAGAAACCAGACUGUUAAGUUCUCUGUGCUCCUGGAGGGAGAUGCAUUGUCAUUGAAUAAUGCAAAGGUUAACGUCUCUAUUCAAGCCCAAACAGCCAGUCCAGAAAACAACAAGGCAAAUAACGUAGCUAAUUUCUCAUCUGAUGUUUGGAUAGUGGCGUCACCUGGCAUAAGUGGGUAA
Molecule: messenger RNA, 1415 nt
Organism: Patella vulgata (common limpet)
Lineage: Eukaryota; Metazoa; Mollusca; Gastropoda; Patellidae
Product: integrin alpha-4-like
Exons: 7
Coding region: 159-1415 (418 amino acids)
Biological process (GO): cell-cell adhesion; cell adhesion mediated by integrin; integrin-mediated signaling pathway
Cellular component (GO): external side of plasma membrane; integrin complex
Molecular function (GO): integrin binding
Source: RefSeq, a predicted model, not a curated record